This is a messenger RNA of Gallus gallus (chicken), 3430 nucleotides long. RefSeq names its product casein kinase 1 epsilon (gene CSNK1E). Gene Ontology annotation, molecular function: protein serine/threonine kinase activity; ATP binding. Bases 670 to 1920 code for a protein of 416 amino acids. The record is from RefSeq and is a predicted model, not a curated record. Gene Ontology annotation, cellular component: cytoplasm; nucleus. Gene Ontology annotation, biological process: endocytosis; signal transduction; peptidyl-serine phosphorylation. The transcript is spliced from 11 exons. NCBI's taxonomy places the organism in Eukaryota, Metazoa, Chordata, Aves, Galliformes, Phasianidae.
GGGGGUGGGGGUGUCAGGAGAGAUUUAUUUAUUUUAUUCCUUCCUUCCCCCCCCACCUUGUUUUUCCUGUUUGUGGCUAUUUCUAACGAAAAGGUGGUCUUCGGCGCUUCGCCUCUUAUUAUAUUCUUGCUUUUUUUUUUUUUACCUCCCCCCCCUUCCCAUCUUCCAGACCUUCUCCUCUUUGUAAGUGUGAAGGGGGCUUAGGGGAGGGGAGGGGGCUGCUCUCUGUCUCGCCUUCCCAUCGAAAUGCCUUAUUUUUACCUCUUUUUUUUUUUUCUUUUCCCCGAUUGUUUUUUUUUUCUUCCUUUUUUUUUUUUUUCCCCUUUUAAUUUUGAUUAUUAAAAACCCGUUUCAGAUGACUGUGUUUUGCCAACCCCUUCCUUUAUCUCCUACACACACACACACACGCACACACACACAGACAAGGAAAUAAAAGCCCUGCACAGCCCUUACGGGCACGGCACCCCCCGCGCUCCCACUUCCCCUCGCAGCCUCCAUUAUGUGGCCGCCGAACUCGGUGCUGUACGGAUGGCCUUCGUGCCCCCCACUGCCCAGGUGUGGGGCCGAGGUGACGCUCAGCCCUGUGAAAUGGCUGGCGUCGGACACACGGCCCCGAGACCGGCUUUAUCCUGCCUUUAUAUAAUGGUCUUUGUGCAUCACGACUAAACCAUGGAGCUUCGAGUGGGGAACAAAUACCGGCUGGGCAGAAAGAUUGGCAGUGGUUCGUUUGGAGACAUUUACCUGGGAGCCAACAUUGCGACUGGUGAAGAGGUGGCUAUCAAAUUGGAAUGUGUCAAAACCAAGCAUCCCCAGCUUCACAUUGAAAGCAAGUUCUACAAGAUGAUGCAAGGAGGAGUGGGUAUCCCCUCUAUCAAGUGGUGUGGAGCAGAGGGGGACUAUAACGUGAUGGUGAUGGAGCUCUUGGGGCCGAGCCUGGAAGAUCUCUUCAACUUCUGUUCCCGCAAAUUUAGUCUCAAGACAGUUCUGCUCCUGGCAGACCAGAUGAUUAGUCGUAUUGAGUACAUUCAUUCCAAGAACUUCAUCCACCGGGAUGUGAAGCCAGACAACUUCCUUAUGGGGCUUGGUAAAAAAGGCAACCUAGUAUACAUCAUUGAUUUUGGUUUGGCCAAGAAGUACCGAGAUGCCCGGACCCACCAGCACAUACCUUACCGGGAAAACAAGAAUCUGACUGGCACAGCUCGUUAUGCUUCUAUCAACACCCACCUGGGAAUCGAACAGAGUCGUCGUGAUGACCUGGAGAGCCUGGGCUAUGUGCUCAUGUAUUUCAACCUGGGCUCGCUGCCCUGGCAGGGCCUCAAGGCUGCCACCAAGCGCCAAAAGUAUGAGAGGAUCAGCGAGAAAAAGAUGUCAACGCCCAUUGAGGUGCUCUGCAAAGGGUACCCUUCUGAGUUCUCAACAUACCUCAACUUCUGCCGCUCGCUGAGGUUUGAUGACAAACCUGACUACUCGUAUUUGCGACAGCUCUUCCGUAACCUCUUCCACCGCCAAGGCUUCUCCUACGACUACGUCUUUGACUGGAACAUGCUUAAAUUUGGAGCAGCCCGAAACCCUGAGGAUAUGGAUCGGGAGCGGCGAGAGCACGAGCGAGAAGAAAGGAUGGGACAGCUCCGGGGGUCAGCCACACGAGCACUGCCCCCUGGCCCACCUGCUGGAGCCACUGGCAACCGUCUUCGCAAUGUCGCUGAGCCCAUGGCCUCCACCCCCACCUCCCGAAUCCAACAGUCCGGAAACACGUCCCCCAGAGCAAUCUCGAGAGUGGACAGGGAGCGGAAGGUCAGCAUGAGGUUACAUCGAGGAGCUCCUGCCAACGUCUCCUCAUCCGACCUCACAGGGAGGCAAGAAGUGUCACGGAUUUCAGCAUCACAGACAAGUGUGCCAUUUGAUCACCUUGGGAAGUGAGGAGCAAUUGCCACUGGACCAGUGUUUGCUUAGUGUCUUCACUGUAUUUUUCUUUUAAAAAACAAAAAACCCCAAAAAACAAACAAACAACUUAAAAAAAAAAAAAAAACCCAACAAAAUCACACACAAACACACAUGAAAAAAACCAACCCAACAAACGACAACAGAUUUUCUUUUUGCCAACGAGGAGUCGAGCUGUACCCUGUGCUGGUGCGAGCCAUUUCCGAGAGGGCUGCCUGCGUUCCCCCAGUGUGAGCACCUCCAAGGAGCCGACGACGUGGGAGCCGUGCAGAAACACCUCCGUGCAGCUGCCCCCAGCCCACCCGGGCCCUUUGCUGCCUGCCCGUACCCUCUCCUGGUUUUUAGUUUCUUCUUCCUUCUUUCUCCCCUCCCCUUUGGGUAUCUCCUGCUUUGUUAUUUUUUUUUUAUUAUUAUUAUUUUCAGAUCAUAUGGUUUCUAGCCAUAUACAUUUUGACUUUGCUCUCCUUUUUCUCUGAGGGCAGGGGAUUCGGGGGGAGGGGAUUUGCUUUUCUGUUCUGUCCUUUUCAGGAGACUUAUGGGCUGGGAAGGAAUCAGAUUUCAGCCACACUCGAUGAUAGAAGUCUGAUUUUUUUUUUUUUUAUUGUAAUAACAGAAUUUAUUUUCUCAAGCAUUAAACACAUUCUAAGCUGUGAGGGGAAUCGUGGCAACGGCCUCAUCGCUGACUCGGGCUUCCUUUCCUUGGUGGCUUCUCUGCGUCUUGGUUCCAAGUGGCUCUCCAUGCCAAGACACCCAGAGCUGAAGUACAGGGAGAUGAGAACCCACUUCCCAUCCCUGCAGCGGAGUCUCUUUUUGUCUGGCUGUGCGUGUUUUUCUAUUUUUAUUUUUUAAUUUGUAAUUAAACAUGUUUUAAUUCCUCGGAGACAGCGCGAGGAGAAGAGAGGGCUACGCAGCAACUCACGGAGCGGUGGCUCUUGCUCUCUCUCCUUCCCUCCGGCGGCCCCGGUGAGAUCCACCCUCCAUGCACAACCCCUUCCCUUCCCCUCCCCCCCCCACUUUUAGUUGUUUUUAAACUAUAAUUUAGGAAUACUCGAGCUGCCCCGUGGCGCUUGGGGGCUCAGAAACACAGCGCUGACCACUGCGACCUGUGGCCUGUAGCAGACACACUGUCACUGGAGUGUGGGGCCCGUGGGUUGUGGGCAGGGCGGGGGGGUGGGGGAGUCUUUUCGUUCGUUCGUUUUUAUCCUUUCUAUUUAACACUUCGGUUUUAUUCCUCCCUGGUUUGUUUUUUUUUUUUUCCUAAUUUAUUUACCCCUCUUACUGUCUCUCUCUCUCUCUCUCCCUCUUUUUUUUUUUUUUAAUUAAAGAGCGAAACUUUUUAUUACUUUGUAAUUUAAAAAAACAAACAAAAAAAAAAACCUGAAGAACUUUGGGGGGGAUUUUGUACUUUUUUCCUGUGUAAAUAUUGGACUUUUUUGAGCUUUAUCGUGGUUGUUAAUUUGAAGUAAUAAAGUAGAAAAUGAUAAAGUGA